Thermothielavioides terrestris NRRL 8126 is the source of this 3363-nucleotide messenger RNA. RefSeq lists its product as uncharacterized. The record is from RefSeq and is a predicted model, not a curated record. The transcript is spliced from 3 exons. Bases 147 to 3206 code for a protein of 1019 amino acids. Gene Ontology annotation, cellular component: nuclear pore; cytoplasm; nuclear matrix. Gene Ontology annotation, molecular function: small GTPase binding; tRNA binding. Lineage: Eukaryota; Fungi; Ascomycota; Sordariomycetes; Sordariales; Chaetomiaceae. Gene Ontology annotation, biological process: tRNA re-export from nucleus.
CGCGACGGGUGCUGCAUCUGCCGUAUCUGAGAAUGACGAAUACUCCGUUCUCUGCACAACUGCUUGGGGUAUAGCAGCUUCGCUACCACAAAACCAUCCUGCUGCUGGCUUCUGCUCCUCUUGACUUUUCUCGUCAUCGUCUGGCAAUGGACGCCCAGAUCGAAAAUGCGAUCGAGAUCGCCUGGAACCCCGCUUCGGACCAGGCUCUCAAGAGCCAGGCCUUCGAAUUUCUCAACCAGCUGCGCACCGAUCCCCAGGCCUGGCAGGUCUGCACCGCCCUCUUUACCCGAAAAGCUCGAGCAUCCGAGGUUGUGCGCCUAGUCUGCCUCGAGAUCAUCAACAAUGCUGUCCACUCGCAAGCGGUCGACGUCGCAAGCCUCGGCUUCCUCAAGCAGUCGCUGCUUGACUACGUCCGGCGCAUCUACAGCGGCGAGGCGCAAGAACCUGUCGAUCCACCUCACCUGCAGAACAAGCUCACGCAAACCCUGACGUACCUUUUCGUCUUCCUGUACAAAGAGGGUUGGGAGAGCUUUAUCGACGACUUUCUGGCCCUCGCCCAAAAGGACAACAACAUCCCCGGGGUGGUCAUGUACCUGCGCAUCCUGGGAUCCAUCCACGAUGAGAUUGCCGACGUCAUGCUGAGCCGGCCGGACAACGAGGCCAAGCGCAACAAUGACCUCAAGGACUUGGUGCGCGAGCGGGACAUGCGGAAGAUCGCGCAGUCCUGGAAGGACUUGCUGGCUCGGUAUAGCAACCAGGUCGACGCUGUGGUCGAGUCGACGCUCAAGAUCAUUGGCAAGUGGGUGAGCUGGAUCGACAUCCACUUGGUCAUCAACGGGGACAUGCUCAAUCUCCUGCUGCCCCUGGUCGGGAGGACAAACGCGGCCGGCGGCGAGGACAAGGUCAGGGACGCCGCGGUGGGCACCUUCACCGAGAUUGUGGCCAAGAAAAUGAAGGCCAGCGACAAGAUAGACAUGAUCUCGUUCCUCAACCUCCGUGAGAUUGUCACGCAGCUGCUGGCCAGCCCGCCAUUACACGAGUGGAAGGGGACGCCCCGAUACGACACGGACCUCGCCGAAGGAGUGGCCAAGCUGGUCAAUACCACCGUGGCCGACAUAAUACGUGUCCUGGAGGACAGCAAGGUCGACAACGACACCAGGGCAAAGGCCGAGCAGCUCCUCCGCGACUUCCUACCCUCCCAGCUUCGACUCUUCUCGGACGAGUUCGACGAGGUCUGCUCGACCGUCAUCCCCUCGCUCACCGACCUCCUGACCUUCCUCCGCAAGGUCGGCCCGCUGCCCUCCACAUACACGGAGAUGCUGCUCCCGAUCUUGAACGCCAUCGUCCUCAAGAUGAGGUACGACGAGACGUCCAACUGGGGCAAUGAAGACGAGCAGACGGACGAGGCCGAGUUUCAGGACCUGCGCAAGAAGCUCCAGAUCCUCCAGAAGAGCGUGGCUUCUGUAGAUGAGAAUCUCUGCGUAGAGUUUCUGAGCAACCUGGUGGCGAACAUGUUCUCCACGCUCGAGCAGCAGGGAUCGCAGAUGGACUGGAGAGACCUGGAUCUUGCGCUGCACGAGAUCUAUCUCUUUGGCGAGCUGGCACUGCCCAACAUGGGCCUGGCUCAAAAGAGUCAGCCAAACACCAUCGCUGCGGAACGGCUUGCCGUGAUGAUGAGCAAGAUGGUCGAGUCGGGCAUUGCCAGCUACCCACACCCUGCAAUUGUCCUCCAGUACAUGGAGAUCUGCACUCGGUAUUACAGCUUUUUCGAGGACCAGCAGCGUUACAUCCCACAGGUGCUCGAGAAUUUUGUCCGACUUGUGCACCACGACCACGUGCGGGUACGAAGCAGGUCUUGGUACCUGUUCCUCCGAUUCGUGAAGACGCUCAGAGCGCAGGUCGGGAACGUGGCCAAGACGGUCAUCGAGUCCAUCAGCGAUCUGCUCCCGAUCAAAGCCGAAGUGCCGGGCAACGACGCCGAUGACGACAUGUCUUCGGACGAGUCGGACCACUCGGCCGAUGCGCUCUUCAACAGCCAGCUCUUCCUCUACGAGGCCAUCGGCUGCAUCUCGUCAACCUCGGCCACCCCCCCAGCAGACCAGGCGCUGUACGCGCGUUCCGCCAUGGAACCGCUCUUCGCCGACAUGAGCGUCCACAUGGAGCGAGCCAAGGCCGGAGAUGCCCAGGCCGUCCUCCAGAUACACCACAUCAUAAUGGCGCUGGGGACCCUGGCAAACGGCUUUGCCGAGACAACAGUUGGGCAGCAGACCAAGCGACCACAGCCACACGAAGCCGUCGCGAACGAGUUCUCAAGGGCAUCUGAGGCCAUCCUCGUCGCCCUAAAUCAGCUCAACGCCAGCGACGAUAUCCGCACCGCGUGCCGGUCGGCCUUCUCCCGGCUGCUUAGUGUGUUGGGCGCUGCCGUGCUGCCGCAGCUGCCACAGUGGAUCGAGGGGCUGCUGUCUCGCAGCUCCAGCAAGGACGAGAUGGCGAUGUUCCUCCGGUUGCUCGAGCAGGUCGUUUACAACUUCAAGGGUGAGAUCUACAACAUCCUCGACCUGCUCCUGACCCCUCUCCUGGAGCGGGUAUUCAGCGGUCUCUCGGAACCCAUCAGUGGGACGGACGACGAGAUCCAGCUGCAGGAGCUUCGGCGCGAGUACGUCUCGUUCGUGCAGGUGAUCCUGAUCAACGACCUCGGCGGCGUGCUCGUCAGCGCGUCCAACCAGGGCGUCUUCGAGUCGCUGGUCUCGUCCAUCAUCAACAUCGCCAAGACCCUGUCGCAUGGCAACCUCGUGCCGAGCCGCAUCGCUUUCAACGUCCUCGGCCGCAUGGCCACGCAGUGGGGAGGCCCGGAUGUCGCCACCAUCGGCGACAACCCGGUCACGGCGGCCGCGCCAGCCCCGGCCAUCCCGGGCUUCGACCGGUUCAUGAUCGACCAGUUCCACGGGCUGUGCUGGACGGUCCUGCAGGACCCCGGGUUCCGACCCAACACCGACGCGCAGUCGCGCCAGAUCCUCAACGAGAUCGCGAGGAUCCAGCAGGUCAUCUACUCCAAGACGGGCGACCAGUUUGUGCGCCACCUGCAAGGCGUUACGUUCCCGCAGCUGGGCAUCGACGGGACCGAGUACCUACGGCUGCUCACUACCUCGACGGAGAGGAAGCCCGUGGUCACGUGGCUGCUGGGGUUGCUCAAGGGGCGCAGGUAGGCUGUGCGGACCUGCUGGGCAGCUGGGUUCGGCGAGUGUGCGGGUGGCGGAGGGGAUGGGCAGCUACUCACAGCUUCGCUCUCAUGCUGGCCUGCUUGCGCUUACAUCUACCCUUACUUACAUAGUUUUGGGGUUGGCUAGUCAAUAUACUCUGGGU